Molecule: messenger RNA, 317 nt
Organism: Gryllus bimaculatus (two-spotted cricket)
Lineage: Eukaryota; Metazoa; Arthropoda; Insecta; Orthoptera; Gryllidae
Source: the annotation of a GenBank genome assembly
AUGGCGGGGGUGUUAUUUGAAGAUAUUUUCAACGUUAAGGAUAUCGAUCCUGAAGGAAAGAAAUUCGACAGAGGUGGGUACUGCUUUUAUCGCAAUAGCACUAUUAUAAUAUACUCGUACUUACACGUUGUGUGGCUGCAGCUCUCUCGACCUAAAGUGAGUGCAGAGUCAGCUGCCUUGUGGGAGUCUGCUCUACAAGCGAUGCAUUCUUGAUACUGACGUCACGUUGGGCGAUUGGAGCGCUGUGCUUUGCGCAUACUCCACGAUCUCUCUUUCUCUCUCAGAUGCAGGUAUUUCACAACGGCAAAGUUUCUGUU